Messenger RNA from Culex pipiens pallens (northern house mosquito), 5102 nucleotides. RefSeq names its product multidrug resistance-associated protein 1-like. Gene Ontology annotation, cellular component: membrane. Bases 402 to 4919 code for a protein of 1505 amino acids. The record is from RefSeq and is a predicted model, not a curated record. The transcript has 6 exons. Gene Ontology annotation, biological process: transmembrane transport. NCBI's taxonomy places the organism in Eukaryota, Metazoa, Arthropoda, Insecta, Diptera, Culicidae. Gene Ontology annotation, molecular function: ATP binding; ATP hydrolysis activity; ABC-type transporter activity.
AGCUCAGUCAAUUGAAGGUAACCGAACUAGGUGGACCGAUCUCCCCUCUUCCCAACGAAACUUGUUGUAAAAUAAUCGCAUUGUAGUGGAAUUACCGUUCGAACAAAAAAAAAUCCUUAUCAGUCUCGAAAAGUGAUAAGACGAGGUGCGUAGAACCGUGACUUCGCGAGUUUCAGUGCUGAUAUCGACGAUAUAAUCACAUGCCGGAGGUGAUUGAUUUGUGAAUGAUUUCGUGGAAUAAAGGUGCCAGUCGUUGGAGGACAGCCGGAGAGGCCGCAUGGUGUCGUAGUUACAGUGCUGAGAAGUUCGAGUGAAUUUAGUCGCGAAAACGGUGGAAAGCUGUGAAUUGUUCAACCAGAAAAGCGAAAUAACUUGGAAAGUGGAUUAACAAGCGGCAACGAAUGACGUUCGAGGAGUUUUGUGGGGGUCCCUUUUGGGACGACACCCUAACAUGGCGCGCCGAAGACGCCGAUCUGACCUUCUGCUUCCAGCGCGUUAUUCUCCAGUGGGUUCCGUGCUUCUUCCUGUUCGUGUUCACCGCGUACGAAGCGUACCGGAUCGCAACCAGCCGGUACCGGGAUAUUCCAUGGAACUGGCUGAACAUCACGAAGAUUGUCAUCAAUUGUGCGUUGAUGGUGCUGUCCUGGAUUGACUUGGGAAUGGUCGUGAACUAUCACGAUCAGAAUGGGGUGUUUGAUGUGCAGAUCGUCGUUGCGGUAUUGAAUGCUGUGGCUUACAUUGUCGUUAUGAUCCUGUACUACUUCUUCCGGAAGUAUGGAGUACGAAGCUCAGGAACGGUGUUCAUUUUCUGGUUCUUGAAGGCCUUUUUUGGAAUUAUUCAGAUGCGAACCGAAGCAAAGCUCCAUCAAGCUCGGGACAAUCCGAUUGGCUCCGGCGAAACGAUCGUCUUCGCCGAGUACCAGUUUGUCAGUUUCACGCUGCAGUACGCGUUUAUCUGCUUGAUUCUCCUGCUGGAGAUUCUACCAGAUCAAGCCCCACGCUACAGUGACUACCCAAAACAGAGAAACCCGAAUCCGGAACUCAAGUCCAGUUUCUUCGUGAAACUGCUCUACAUGUACUUUGACUCGUUCACGUGGACGGGCUUCCGUAAGCCGCUUACCGACGAUGACAUGUUCGACCUUAACCCGGAGGACACGUCGCGGGAGUUGGUUCCACCGUUCGACAAGUACUGGUACGAGAGCGUCGAGAACGGUCGUCGCAAGCAAAUGGCCACCGAUAAGAAGGCUGGCAAAGUCAACCCCACGUACAAACCGCACGCGCAGACCAAUGGAUCCGUGCUGCCGGCCAUGGUCAAGGCUUACGGGGGACCAUUCUGGUUCGCCGGGCUGCUUCAGCUGGCCAUAUCGGGACUUCAGUUUGCCUCGCCAUACCUAAUGCAGGAACUGAUGGGUAACAUCGCAAUGGACGGACCGUUCUGGAUCGGAAUGCUGAUUACGUUCGCGCUCUUCUUCAACUCGCUGCUGAUUGCACUGUUCAACGGACAGUACUUCCGAAAGACCUUCAUCGUAGGAUUCCGCAUCCGAACCGGCUUGAUCAGCGCCAUCUACCGAAAGGCACUGAGAAUCUCCAGCUUCGCCAAGAAAGACACCACGGUGGGUGAAAUUGUCAACCUGAUGGCGGUCGAUGCGCAGCGGUUCUUCGAGUUGACGUCCUACCUGCACGUUCUGUGGUCCGCCCCGAUCAUCAUCGCCGUUUGCAUCUUCUUGCUGUACGAGAUCCUCGGCGUAGCCGUGUUUGCCGGGUUGGCUGUGAUGGUAAUCAUGAUCCCACUGACUGGAUUUAUUGCUAGUAAGCUUCGCGACCUUCAAGUAGCCCAAAUGAAGAUCAAAGACGAUCGCGUCAAACGGAUGAACGAGAUCCUCAGCGGUAUGAAGGUCCUCAAGCUGUACGCUUGGGAGCCCAGCUUCCAGCAGGACGUCGUAGAAACACGUGGAACCGAAAUUGGUAUUCUCAAAUCGAUGGCAUACUACGGAGCGGCGACGUUCUUCGUGUGGAGCAUGGCUCCAUUCCUCGUAACCCUCGCCUCCUUCACAGUUUUCGUACUGAUCGACGAGAACAACGUGCUCGACCCGCAAACCGCCUUCGUUUCGCUUGCCCUGUUCAACAUCCUUCGCUUCCCGCUGGCCAUGUUCCCGAUGAUGAUCACGUUCGCAAUGCAGGCCUGGGUUUCGAUCCAACGUAUCAACAAGUUUAUGAACAGUGAAGAGCUCGACCCGAACAACGUGACGCACAACCGAAGCGAUGACGCGAUCGCUAUCAAGGACGGAACCUUCUCCUGGGGCGACGAAACACCAACGCUGAAGAACAUCAACCUAACCUUGGCGAAGGGAAAGCUGUCAGCAAUCGUCGGAAGUGUCGGAACGGGAAAGAGUUCGCUGAUUUCGGCGCUGCUCGGUGAGAUGGAGAAGAUCAAGGGAACGAUCAACACUGACGGAUCGAUCGCGUUCGUGCCGCAGCAGGCUUGGAUUCAGAAUGCUACUCUGAAGGAGAACAUCCUCUUUGGAAGAGCUUUCAAUGCUCAGAAGUACGAUCAAGUGCUCGAGUGUUGUGCGUUGAAACCGGAUCUGGAGAUGCUACCGGGUGGGGAUAGCACGGAGAUCGGCGAGAAGGGUAUCAACUUGUCGGGAGGACAGAAGCAGCGCGUUGCGCUGGCAAGAGCCGUCUAUGCUGAUGCCGAGAUUUACCUGUUUGACGAUCCGUUGAGCGCGGUUGACGCCCACGUUGGAAAGCACAUAUUUGAGAAGGUGAUUGGACCGCAGGGAAUGUUGGUUGGACGCUCGAGAUUGUUGGUAACGCACGGUAUUUCCUUCCUGCCUCACGUGGAGGAGAUUUUCGUCAUCAAGGACGGAGAGAUCUCCGAGAGUGGUUCGUACCAGCAGCUGCUGGAUCAGAAGGGAGCCUUUUCGGAGUUCCUCACGCAGCACAUUCAAGAGCUGGACGAAGAAGACGAGGAGUUGGCGAUCAUUCAAGAAACGCUGCAAGAUGAACAGUCACGCCACGUGGUUCAGCGGGCCAUGUCAACACGGUCGAAGGGAUCGAACGGAAGUGGUGGAAGUAUGCGCAAGAAGAAGUUGAGCAGACAAGAGUCCCGGAAUAGUAAUAAGGUGGAGACUCCGGCAGCGCAGGUAAAGGGAGCGACAUUGAUCGAGAAGGAAGAGUCUGCAACUGGAGCGGUUGACUUUGCUGUGUAUAUCAAGUACUUCAAAGCAAUUGGAUGGAAUCUGGCGUUCUGGUCAAUCUUCUUCAGCGUCAUAAAUCAAGCAUCCGCUAUAUACGGAAGCGUAUGGUUGACAAACUGGUCCGAGGAUCCGGAAGCAGCGACGGAUCCUUCCGUCAGAGACAUGUACCUCGGAGUGUACGGUGGACUUGGAGGAGUCCAAUCGUUCGCACUUCUGAUUGCUUCCAUUACACUAGCCCUCGGAUGCCUCAAAGCAGCCAACAAGAUGCACAACAACCUUCUGGAAAGCACCAUGCGCAUGCCGAUGUCCUUCUUCGACACAACCCCGCAAGGUCGUAUCAUGAACCGCUUCUCGAAGGACGUGGACGUAGCGGACAACACGCUGCCCCAAUCAAUCCGUAUGUGGCUCAUGAUGUUCUUCAACGUAAUUGGAGUGUUCAUCGUCAUUGCUGUGUCCACGCCGAUCUUUCUGGCGGUCGUUCCCGUGUUUAUGCUUAUUUACUACGCAGUCCAGAAGUUCUACAUCGCUACCUCGCGUCAACUCAAGCGACUCGAGUCCGUCACCAGGAGUCCGAUCUAUUCCCACUUUGGCGAAAGCAUCACCGGACAGUCGACGAUCCGCGCCUACGGCGAGCAAGAUCGCUUCAAGCAGGAGUCUGAGAAGCGCGUCGAUUACAACCAGCUGAUGUCCUACCCGAGUAUCAUCGCGAACCGAUGGCUGGCGAUCCGGCUGGAGAUUGUCGGCGCCCUGGUGGUGUUCUUCGCUGCUUUGUUUGCCAUGCUGAGUCGAGAGACCAUCGGAGCCGCCAUGGUUGGACUGUCGAUCACGUAUGCGCUGCAGAUUUCGGCCGUGUUAAGCUUUUUGGUACGGAUGACCGCUGAAGUUGAGACGAACAUCGUUGCGGUCGAGCGACUCGAGGAGUACACGGUGCUGCCGAGGGAAGCAGAGUGGCAGGUUGGAACGGUCGACAAAGCGUGGCCGAUUGAUGGUAAUGUCGAUUUCAACAACUACAAGAUUCGCUACCGGGAAGGGCUGGACCUGGUUAUCAGGGGGAUCUCGUUGAGUGUUAAGGGUGGAGAGAAGAUUGGAAUCGUGGGAAGAACCGGAGCCGGCAAGUCCAGCUUGACACUGGGUUUGUUCAGAAUUGUGGAAGCCGCUGGUGGAGAGAUUGUCAUUGAUGGGUUGGACAUAUCCAAGAUGGGACUGCAUCAGCUGAGAAGUCGUCUCACGAUUAUCCCGCAGGAUCCGGUGCUGUUCUCGGGAAAUCUCCGUAUGAACGUUGAUCCGUUCAAGGACUAUUCUGACGAUCAGGUGUGGAAGGCGCUUGAGUUGUCCCACUUGAAGAGCUUCGUCAAGGGACUUCCAGCUGGUCUGGAUCACGAAAUUGCGGAGAAUGGAGAGAAUUUGUCCGUAGGACAACGACAGCUGAUCUGCUUGGCUCGAGCUAUCCUUCGAAAAACUAAGGUGCUGAUUCUGGAUGAAGCCACCGCUGCAGUCGAUCUGGAAACCGACGAUUUAAUUCAGAAAACAAUUCGCUCGGAGUUUGCCGACUGUACGAUCCUGACGAUCGCCCAUCGCCUCAACACCAUCAUCGACUCGGACCGGGUGCUGGUGCUGGACAAGGGACUGGUGGCGGAGUGUGAUAAUCCGCAAAAGCUGCUCGCCGACAAGAGUACCAUCUUCUACGGCAUGGCCAAGAAUGCCGGCAUCGUUAACUAGACCGCUGGAGAGGACACAGCUUGGAGAAUCUCAUCCGAGAUGGCGGACACUCUUGAAGAGAAAUACAUUGCGAUACGAUAGUCCUACAAAUACUCUUCAUGACGAUACCAAAAGGAUUCACUACAACUAUAGAAUAGACGAUCACAUCACCUAUAUUUUCAUACAAUAAAGAUUUAAAAGUAA